Messenger RNA from Homo sapiens (human), 4306 nucleotides. RefSeq names its product interferon alpha and beta receptor subunit 2 (gene IFNAR2). The record is from RefSeq and is marked reviewed. The coding region runs from base 363 to 1358 and encodes 331 amino acids. NCBI's taxonomy places the organism in Eukaryota, Metazoa, Chordata, Mammalia, Primates, Hominidae. Gene Ontology annotation, cellular component: plasma membrane; membrane; extracellular region. Gene Ontology annotation, biological process: regulation of receptor signaling pathway via JAK-STAT. The transcript is spliced from 9 exons. Gene Ontology annotation, molecular function: type I interferon receptor activity.
GUAUCGCUCCUCGUAGGCCGGGGCUCGGCGCGCGCACCCGCACUAAAGACGCUUCUUCCCGGCGGGUAGGAAUCCCGCCGGCGAGCCGAACAGUUCCCCGAGCGCAGCCCGCGGACCACCACCCGGCCGCACGGGCCGCUUUUGUCCCCCGCCCGCCGCUUCUGUCCGAGAGGCCGCCCGCGAGGCGCAUCCUGACCGCGAGCGUCGGGUCCCAGAGCCGGGCGCGGCUGGGGCCCGAGGCUAGCAUCUCUCGGGAGCCGCAAGGCGAGAGCUGCAAAGUUUAAUUAGACACUUCAGAAUUUUGAUCACCUAAUGUUGAUUUCAGAUGUAAAAGUCAAGAGAAGACUCUAAAAAUAGCAAAGAUGCUUUUGAGCCAGAAUGCCUUCAUCUUCAGAUCACUUAAUUUGGUUCUCAUGGUGUAUAUCAGCCUCGUGUUUGGUAUUUCAUAUGAUUCGCCUGAUUACACAGAUGAAUCUUGCACUUUCAAGAUAUCAUUGCGAAAUUUCCGGUCCAUCUUAUCAUGGGAAUUAAAAAACCACUCCAUUGUACCAACUCACUAUACAUUGCUGUAUACAAUCAUGAGUAAACCAGAAGAUUUGAAGGUGGUUAAGAACUGUGCAAAUACCACAAGAUCAUUUUGUGACCUCACAGAUGAGUGGAGAAGCACACACGAGGCCUAUGUCACCGUCCUAGAAGGAUUCAGCGGGAACACAACGUUGUUCAGUUGCUCACACAAUUUCUGGCUGGCCAUAGACAUGUCUUUUGAACCACCAGAGUUUGAGAUUGUUGGUUUUACCAACCACAUUAAUGUGAUGGUGAAAUUUCCAUCUAUUGUUGAGGAAGAAUUACAGUUUGAUUUAUCUCUCGUCAUUGAAGAACAGUCAGAGGGAAUUGUUAAGAAGCAUAAACCCGAAAUAAAAGGAAACAUGAGUGGAAAUUUCACCUAUAUCAUUGACAAGUUAAUUCCAAACACGAACUACUGUGUAUCUGUUUAUUUAGAGCACAGUGAUGAGCAAGCAGUAAUAAAGUCUCCCUUAAAAUGCACCCUCCUUCCACCUGGCCAGGAAUCAGAAUCAGCAGAAUCUGCCAAAAUAGGAGGAAUAAUUACUGUGUUUUUGAUAGCAUUGGUCUUGACAAGCACCAUAGUGACACUGAAAUGGAUUGGUUAUAUAUGCUUAAGAAAUAGCCUCCCCAAAGUCUUGAGGCAAGGUCUCGCUAAGGGCUGGAAUGCAGUGGCUAUUCACAGGUGCAGUCAUAAUGCACUACAGUCUGAAACUCCUGAGCUCAAACAGUCGUCCUGCCUAAGCUUCCCCAGUAGCUGGGAUUACAAGCGUGCAUCCCUGUGCCCCAGUGAUUAAGUUUUAUUAUGUAGAAAAUAAAGAGCAAACAGUACAGCUGAUACGGACUCUCUCUCUCUUUUUUUUUUUUUUUAAGAAUUUUCAUAACUUUUUAGCCUGGCCAUUUCCUAACCUGCCACCGUUGGAAGCCAUGGAUAUGGUGGAGGUCAUUUACAUCAACAGAAAGAAGAAAGUGUGGGAUUAUAAUUAUGAUGAUGAAAGUGAUAGCGAUACUGAGGCAGCGCCCAGGACAAGUGGCGGUGGCUAUACCAUGCAUGGACUGACUGUCAGGCCUCUGGGUCAGGCCUCUGCCACCUCUACAGAAUCCCAGUUGAUAGACCCGGAGUCCGAGGAGGAGCCUGACCUGCCUGAGGUUGAUGUGGAGCUCCCCACGAUGCCAAAGGACAGCCCUCAGCAGUUGGAACUCUUGAGUGGGCCCUGUGAGAGGAGAAAGAGUCCACUCCAGGACCCUUUUCCCGAAGAGGACUACAGCUCCACGGAGGGGUCUGGGGGCAGAAUUACCUUCAAUGUGGACUUAAACUCUGUGUUUUUGAGAGUUCUUGAUGACGAGGACAGUGACGACUUAGAAGCCCCUCUGAUGCUAUCGUCUCAUCUGGAAGAGAUGGUUGACCCAGAGGAUCCUGAUAAUGUGCAAUCAAACCAUUUGCUGGCCAGCGGGGAAGGGACACAGCCAACCUUUCCCAGCCCCUCUUCAGAGGGCCUGUGGUCCGAAGAUGCUCCAUCUGAUCAAAGUGACACUUCUGAGUCAGAUGUUGACCUUGGGGAUGGUUAUAUAAUGAGAUGACUCCAAAACUAUUGAAUGAACUUGGACAGACAAGCACCUACAGGGUUCUUUGUCUCUGCAUCCUAACUUGCUGCCUUAUCGUCUGCAAGUGUUCUCCAAGGGAAGGAGGAGGAAACUGUGGUGUUCCUUUCUUCCAGGUGACAUCACCUAUGCACAUUCCCAGUAUGGGGACCAUAGUAUCAUUCAGUGCAUUGUUUACAUAUUCAAAGUGGUGCACUUUGAAGGAAGCACAUGUGCACCUUUCCUUUACACUAAUGCACUUAGGAUGUUUCUGCAUCAUGUCUACCAGGGAGCAGGGUUCCCCACAGUUUCAGAGGUGGUCCAGGACCCUAUGAUAUUUCUCUUCUUUCGUUCUUUUUUUUUUUUUUUUUUGAGACAGAGUCUCGUUCUGUCGCCCAAGCUGGAGCGCAAUGGUGUGAUCUUGGCUCACUGCAACAUCCGCCUCCCAGGUUCAAGUGAUUCUCCUGCCUCAGCCUCCCUCGCAAGUAGCUGGGAUUACAGGCGCCUGCCACCAUGCCUAGCAAAUUUUUGUAUUUUUAGUAGAGACAGGAUUUUACCAUGUUGGCCAGGCUGGUCUCAAACUCCUGACCUCAAGUGAUCUGCCCUCCUCAGCCUCGUAAAGUGCUGGGAUUACAGGGGUGAGCCGCUGUGCCUGGCUGGCCCUGUGAUAUUUCUGUGAAAUAAAUUGGGCCAGGGUGGGAGCAGGGAAAGAAAAGGAAAAUAGUAGCAAGAGCUGCAAAGCAGGCAGGAAGGGAGGAGGAGAGCCAGGUGAGCAGUGGAGAGAAGGGGGGCCCUGCACAAGGAAACAGGGAAGAGCCAUCGAAGUUUCAGUCGGUGAGCCUUGGGCACCUCACCCAUGUCACAUCCUGUCUCCUGCAAUUGGAAUUCCACCUUGUCCAGCCCUCCCCAGUUAAAGUGGGGAAGACAGACUUUAGGAUCACGUGUGUGACUAAUACAGAAAGGAAACAUGGCGUCGGGGAGAGGGAUAAAACCUGAAUGCCAUAUUUUAAGUUAAAAAAAAAAAAAGCAAACACAAAGAUGCUUCAAGAUCUUCAGGAGAAGUAUGGUAUACAAGUUUCAGGGACCCUAUUUGACAAUUUUCAGAGUGCUCUCUAUGCUGAUUCCGAGUCGAGUGUGUCAGCUGUGAUUACAGUGCCUGUGGAUCUAGGCCGGGUUGGGGGGGUGUGGGCGGGGGAAGGGAAGUCUGGCCCGGAGCAAUUGCUCCUGCCGGUAACCCCAGCACUUUGGGAUGCCUAAACAGGCGUAUCGCUUGAGGCCAGUAAUUCGAGACCAGCCUGGGCAACAUGGCAAAUCUGUCUCUACAAAACAAAAUUAGAAAAAUUAACUGGGCGUAGUGGCAUGUGCCUGUUGUCCCAGCUACUUGGGAGGCUGAGGUGGGAGAAUGGCUUGAGCCCAGGAAGCGGAGGUUGCAGUGAGCCAAGAUCAUGUCACUGCACUUCAGCCUGGGUGACAGAACCAGACCCUGUCUUUAAAAAGGGAGUUGGUGGGGAGAGGUUCUAGAAUGUCAUGUAGCAACCAGUUUAAGGACUGGGACUCAGGGAUCCAACUCCCACAGUUUCCCUGUGUGACCCUAGGCAUUUGACUUAGCCUUUCUGAGCCUCAGGUUUUUUGUUUCUGAAGUAAAAGGAUUGGACUAGGUAAUCUCCAAGAUCCUAGGAACCCAGGAGAAAGAUGAGAAAAUGUACAAGAAUGAACACUCAGGUGGAAAUGCUGCAAUCCUGAGAAGCUCCCAGGAUGAAUGAAAGGCACAGGACCUCUUACCCCUCACCCCUGCCCCCCUCAAGAGCUGGUUUCUCAAACCUUUCUCUUAGGCCCCUUCAAAGGGGGAAAACUAAAAAUUAUACAAGUUAUAGUUCAAGGACUUUAAAUAGAUUAUUUAUAUGAUUGCUCAUAAGGAUGAGGCUGUGAGGAGGGAACACCUUAUUUAAUCUAAUGAAAUUCCAUAGGAAAGAGGCCUUUUGUAUAUUGAAUCAAUUUAUCUGCCUUCUCAGUGCAUCUGUCAUAUUCUGAAAGAUUCUGGGUUGAUCUUUUGCGAUAACCUCUAUGGCUGUGAGUGUGUGUGUGUGUUUGUGUAUUUUUUAACAUUUUGUAUAAUGAUUGGAGGUUGGUAAAAAGUAACACAACAGUACUUUUUUAAUACAAA